Molecule: messenger RNA, 363 nt
Organism: Naegleria lovaniensis
Lineage: Eukaryota; Heterolobosea; Eutetramitea; Acrasida; Naegleriidae
Exons: 1
Coding region: 1-363 (120 amino acids)
Source: RefSeq, a predicted model, not a curated record
AUGAAAAAAAUUGGUCGAGUGAUUUCUUCUUCAUUACUUCCGAUGAAACCUGAGAAAGGCUUGGUCGUACGACUUUGUGUUGGAAAGAAUUCUGGCUUUGAAAAAUUAAAUGAUGCUCGUCAUGUCUUUCUUAAUGAUGAAAAUAUUUUGGAAUUAUCCGAUUCUUUUUCAUUUGUUAAGAAUGAAUUAUUUCCGAAAUUAAUUAGAAAAUAUCAUUUGCAAUGUGGGAUGUUUCAAGUAAUGGAAAGUGAUAACAUAGAGGAAAGAGAUUGUAAAUUGUCUGAAUUUAUGGAGAAUGUCUUAACUAAAUCUUAUACCAAUGAUUGUGAUGGAGGUCCAUUAUUCUUGUUAGAUGUGGAUUGA